AAACUGCAGCAUUUUAGAGCAAAGUCAAAGUGCAGCAAAAGACUGCUAAAGACCCUUGUUCCUAUAUAGCCACUUUAAUGGAAGAGUUUUCUUGUUAAAAGGUUUGCUUAUUGCAAUUCUUUGGUCCAGGACUGGGUAGGUUGUUGUUGCUGUUAUCAUUUCCUCGCUUCUUCCUAAUAUAGAUGGGGAUAGCCGAUGCAAUUGUAGACCUUGUGGGCAGUGGAACAACUUCGAGAGAGAACAAUCUAAAAGAGAUUGCGGGUGGAGUCAUCUCGCAAAGUCAGGCGGUCCUUGUUGCUAGCAGGAAAUCAUUGACACGUAAGGAUGUGCUAGAUAUAACACAUGAAAAGCUUGAAAGGCUAGAGGCUCAUUUGUGUGCUUUGGGUCAAUUCACAGUAACUGCCAACAUGAGGGGAAACUCUGCAGAGGAAGUAGCUGAGCGCGUAUUGAGCCGAAAUUCCUUAUCAGGGUUGCAGGACUCGACUGUGUCCUCUACACAGCAGAUUAGUACAUCGUCAGAAUCUGAGGUUGUGGCAGCAUUCACCUCUUUCUUGUCGCUAGGUGUGCACAGCAGAGAACUUGAUGGUUCACCUGUAUUCUUUCUCCUGAUGUCUUCUCCUAAGAUAAAAUCACGGAUUCCCUCAAACGUGAGUGUGGUGUUUCCAGCUGAACCACUUAUAGCCGUGACUGAUCCUGACCAACUAUCCGGUGUUUCUCUGUCUUCUCGAUUUGAUGAAAUGUUUGAAGUGGACACUGCUCAUACAACAUUUGAAUCCCUUAAGAAAUGGCGAGAUGACAGCAUAGACCUUUUCAAGAGGUUCAUUGGCCUGAAGGCAUAUAAAGAUGCUCUAAAUGCACUGCCCAAAAUGUUCGAAGCUGUACACCAGAACCUUGGAAUCCCGUUUGGAUCGUACUUUGAGACAUAUAUUGACCCAGUUCCAGAUUUUGAACAGAUUAAAAUACCAGAUGAGGUAAAAGAGAUGCUGACACCAUUUAAUGAGUUUUACGGCAUUAGUGCAAGUAAAACCCCCAUAAGUGUUUCUCUGUCUUCUCGAUUUGAUGAAAUGUUUGAAGUGGACACUGCUCAUACAACAUUUGAAUCCCUUAAGAAAUGGCGAGAUGACAGCAUAGACCUUUUCAAGAGGUUCAUUGGCCUGAAGGCAUAUAAAGAUGCUCUAAAAGCACUGCCCAAAGUUAAAACUUUCUGAGGUUUGCCAAGUGAAUACCCAGUUUUUUUGUACUACGGAGUAUCCAAAUUUACUGACAAUCAAAUCAUUGGCUUUUAAGCUUUGACGGAUAUAAAAUCUAUCAACCUAUUUGGGGUUCAACAGAUAUGUUGCAACUCGAUUGCACUAGAGUAGGCUCUUACCGCCAUUCCCUCGAUUGACAGUGAAGCUCAGUUUAGAUCGUGUCCGUACAUAUUAUGAUCUCCUAAACAUGCCAUUCGAGGCCCUGCUUGUGUUUGUUAGUGAGCACGAGCACCUAUUUACGAGUGCAGAGUAUUCUACACUUAUAAAGGUGCGGGUCCCAG
Cuscuta campestris is the source of this 1531-nucleotide messenger RNA. Lineage: Eukaryota; Viridiplantae; Streptophyta; Magnoliopsida; Solanales; Convolvulaceae. The record is from the annotation of a GenBank genome assembly.